Molecule: messenger RNA, 3806 nt
Organism: Myxocyprinus asiaticus (Chinese sucker)
Lineage: Eukaryota; Metazoa; Chordata; Actinopteri; Cypriniformes; Catostomidae
Gene: dorip1
Product: chromosome 20 C14orf28 homolog
Exons: 5
Coding region: 169-1095 (308 amino acids)
Source: RefSeq, a predicted model, not a curated record
UAUAAUUGUGGCACAUAUAUAACUCCAUAGAAGAACAGGUUCUCGAGCCUCUCGCUGCCGGUGGGCGGAGCUACAUUGCUGUACGUGUCACGAGUGGGCGGGUCUUCUUUUCAACGUUGUGUACGUGACGAUCUUGUGGGCGGGGUUCUUCGCUGUGCUGGUAAACAGAUGCCAUGUUUUGUGCGCAGUGACCAAGAGAAAUGCAGCAUUAUGGAGAGAGAUUUCUGCUAUUUAACAGAUAAUGAGGAGCUGCAGAGCUUCAUUUCACACACUGAACACACAGUGACCAUUGAGAGGACCAAGACAUUGUUUGAGGAGAUUCGUGCCUCCAUCAAUAAUAUUGACGAUGGCGAUCGAUCGUUCUGGAGGCCGGUGCUGCCGUGGGGAGGCGUGUUCACCAUCAGAGCUGACAGGAAGGCCAUCGCCUGCAAGCCUCUGUACGUGAAGAUCAACCUGAAGAACACCUGCACCAUCGACGGCUUCCUCAUGCUGCUGUACGUCAUUCUGAGAGACAACCGCAGCUUCUGCAGAGAGGUGGGCGUGUUCCUGGGGAAACGGUUUGUGGAGCACUUCCUGUAUCUGAUGGAUUCUUACGACUACACAACGGUGAAGAUGUUGUGGAUCUGGGACCGGAUGUCCAAGCGUCAGUACCACUCUGAAAUCCACCACACCGCUUUGGAGAUCGAUCUCUUCGGUAACGAACACGAGAACUUCACCAAGAACCUGGAGAACCUGAUGUCCAGCGUGCAGGAGAGCUGGUGCUCCAACGGGAGCUGUCCGUCCCGCUUCCAGGAGCAUCUGCAGAAGAUCAUCAGCAUCAAUCCUCCUCAUGAGCUUCCUGAUAAAGACCUCAUUCAGUCGGCGGUGGACGAGUUUUUCUGCCCACGACUGGAACUCUGUGAAGAAUUUGAAUGUAAAGGUUUGAGAGAGUUCAGUCAGAGAGUUUUCCGUCACGGUCCGCCGCCCUUCGUCAUCCUGAACAUGCAGAUGUGGCAGUCUGAGGAUCUGUCUUACGUACCGUAUCAUCUCGAGCUGUCUGAACAACGAUUGACGGAUACUGGAUGCAUUAUGACGGUCUGCGGACAGAUAAUCUGAUCCUGCUGAAUAAACCGCCAGAGUUACUGCUGCUCUCCUCACUAGUCUACAUCAGAUCUUCAGACAAAUAAAGAACAACAUCGGAAACGGUUGCCACUACAUAAAACAGCCCAAAGUCAUUUUUCCUUCAGUCCAGCUUUUAUCGUUUUCAAGGCCUGUUUUGCACUUGGAUGUCAUCACAUGGCCACUUUAUUUGCAUUUAUGGAGAAUAUUUCAUUUUUCUAUGUUGAGUGGACUUUCGGUGAUGCACUAUAUUGUUGUGUUAGGGAUGAAAUUGCUAGUGAAAUUUUAUACGGUUACAUAUUAUUCAUUUUUGUAAUUUUGCAAUGAAUUAAUUCUAUUGUCUGAUUGCUGACUCUACAAGUUGUCUUUGCAGAGUGAAACAGCAUUUCGUUUGUUGUGCUUGGAAUCCAAGAGUACGUGGACUAUAAUAGUUCUGACUGAUCUCAGAUCUGCAUUCAGAUUCUUUACAAUUCCUUCAAGUCAGAGACGUUUAAUCUUAAUGUGUUAGUUCAAAAUAAUGAAUCUCUCAUCCACAUUAAUACAGGUUAAAAGGUUAAGAUUAAGAACAUACUGACCAUCAGAGAUGAUGCCACAUUCAUACAGUUUGCCAAAUACACAGUCCUGAUGUCAAAUUAAACUGGUGCUGAUGUUUGUAUAUUAUAUCUAGUUUACUGUAUACAUUUGUUCUGAUUAUAUCAGACUUGUAUCCUGAAGAUAAACCACUUCUCUGUUUCUCUUUUAUUCACAUUUAGAUCUCUUAAUUGUAAAUGUUCUGAGGAUUCAGGCAAUGCUCCUCUUGAGAUGACCUGGUUUCAUGAAUAUCAGGUUUCAGGAGUUUAACAGCAGAUAAUUCGAUUCAGGAGUGUUUACUGAUGUAUAGCAACAAUUAAUGUUUAAACAUCAAUGGUCAUGAAUAUUUUUAGAAUUGGAAACUAUAUUCUGUAUUUUUAAUCUGAUGUCAUUGUAAAUAAAACGUUCUAUUUGUUUAACUAUAAUUGUAGCUCUUUAAUGAUACAAGUACUUUAACAUCCUCAUUUUAAAGAUCUAUUGUAAAACAAUUAUCCAUAUGAUAUUAACAAUGAAAGUCUCUUUCUACGCCUUUAUUUUUAAAACUGCUUCAGCCAUUUCAUCACACAAACAGGCAAAGAAAAGUAUUCUGUCUGAAUGAAAAAUAAAUCCUGUGUUUGUAGUUAAAGUUAUCUGUUCCAGUAAUAAUCCACAGGAAUAUAUAAAGUCCCCCUAACUCAGACACAAGACAGACAUAUGCAGGAUGACAACAUUAUAAAACUUCAGACAGUCAUAGAAACUCAUUCAGACUCCCUCGUGAAACCAGCACUUUGGUGAGCGGUCAGUGAAUAUUGCAAUUAGAGACGUCUGUAAUUAAACAUAACUUGUUGAAGAGUUGAGUCAGUGGUUAUCUUCAUAAAACAUGAAAUAAUUGAUCAGUCAGAUUGAAACAUGAACAAUCACUCGAUUUAUUAUUGCUAAUCAAAUGCAUUUUUUACCGUCUGUUCCCUUUUUCUCUUGCAACUGUUGGACGUGAGUUAAUUUCUCCUUAAUUCUGCUAAAUGAGCAGACAGGGCUGUGUGAAUGACAUGAAAUAAACUGAACGGAUUGGAACUUCAUUGCAAUAGAUUGAUCAUGAUUUUAAUGUGAAAUAUUAAUCAUGACCACGCCUUGAAGAGGGAGAUCCGACUGAAUUUACCUUCUAACAAUCUAAUAAAUCACAUGAUCAAUUCAUUUUCCUAUCGUCAGUUUAAAACAUGUUUCUAAAGGCAGUUCAGAUAAAAAAACAAUGAAAAUGAAGAAGAAGAGCAUCAUUAACCACAAACCAUCAAACACACUAUGAAAACAAUGUGCAAUUCAACUCAGUCGCAGUGUUUCAAAAACAGCUUGGCAACAAGAUGAACGAAAUAAACCAAAUUAAAAAAAACUAUUUGAGGAAAAAGUCAUUAUUGCAUCAUCUAAAUGCAUUCAACUCGUUCUUUAGUAUUUACAAAGUAUAAAAUGGUUUGGUAAGUGCAGAACUUUAGUUUCAUCUCGUGCAAAUAUUAACAGAUGCAUUAAUAUGUUCAUUCACUCUGUGACGUGUUUAUUGUGACGAGUCUCGUUCAGGUGUGAAACUGAUCAAAGCAAGGAAUGUGGUGACAGAACUCGUGUAGAAAUGCUGUCGCUCUGUUCAACAUGUUAGAACCGGAGAUGACAUUUAUUGGCACUUAUAUGUUUCUCUUGUGUUGUUUAACUCAAAGAACUCAAUAUAAAGCACAUUUCAUUGCUGAAGAUUUCUUUAAGAGAGAUGAUUGACAGUCUGUAUGAGUUCCAUCAAGUGUGUUUGACGUUCAUGCAGAUUCUGACGGCGUGUUUUUGCGUGAUGCUUCUUUGAGCAUUUCAUCUGAACACAAACUCACAGAAAAUCACAUUUCAAAAACUAAAACAACAGAAUCCUGAAAAGUUCAUUAGCACCAGUCAGUAUGAGAGUUACGCACACACACAUUGUUCUGUGUACAGGAGACACACUACUGGAGAUUCAUAUGGAUCUAUUCUCAUUAUAUAGACAGAAGCACCCCUUUAUCACAGAGAACAAACAUUAAUGAGUGAAUCUCACAAACACACAUCCAGCUCAUAUUGCACAAUGAAAUUGUGCUUAAAGGAAUAUUCCGGGUUCAAUACAAGUUAAUCUCAAUCGAAAGUAUUUGUAUCAUAAUAUU